Zerene cesonia (dogface butterfly) is the source of this 1523-nucleotide messenger RNA. RefSeq names its product gonadotropin-releasing hormone receptor-like (gene AkhR). Gene Ontology annotation, molecular function: G protein-coupled receptor activity; peptide binding; adipokinetic hormone receptor activity. Bases 212 to 1414 code for a protein of 400 amino acids. The transcript is spliced from 8 exons. Gene Ontology annotation, biological process: G protein-coupled receptor signaling pathway. NCBI's taxonomy places the organism in Eukaryota, Metazoa, Arthropoda, Insecta, Lepidoptera, Pieridae. Gene Ontology annotation, cellular component: membrane. The record is from RefSeq and is a predicted model, not a curated record.
GCGCGUCUCAUCCAAACGCUUCGAUAAUUCCAAAUUCGAAUCUUAAGCAGGAUUGGAUACUCUGUGCUGAAAAAAAAAACAAAGUGAAGUGAUUGUGUGUGUGAACUUUUUAUGCGGAUGUCAAAACUUUUCGAUACCACAUGCUUACAACUAGAUCAACGUUAACCAUGACACACAACAACCCGCUUCGGCGUUUAAAACGAUAAUCACAAUGAUGUACAUAGACGAGAAAGUGUCUGGGCCUGGGGGAGCGUCACAGAAAAACUGGACGCACCUCAACACCAGUAACGAUGAGUUGCCACUGGACAUGCGAUUUAACCAUGGCCACAUGGUGUCCAUUACGGUGUACAGUGUGCUGAUGAUGGUGUCUGCGACUGGGAACUUGACGGUGCUGUCGCAGUUGGUGAAGCGGAGACGUGCUGGCAGAGCGAGCCGGCUGGACGUCUUGCUCAUGCAUUUGGCUGUUGCUGACCUUAUGGUGACAUUCCUGAUGAUGCCCCUGGAGAUAGCCUGGGCGGGCACGGUGCAGUGGCUCGCCGGAGACCUCAUGUGCCGCCUCAUGAUGUUCACGAGGACCUUUGGACUCUACCUCUCCAGUUUCGUACUCAUAUGUAUCGCUGUUGAUAGAUACUACGCAAUAUUGAAACCACUGAACGUAACUUGGGAAGCCAGGGUCCGUAGAGCUUUGCUGACCGCGUGGGUAUGCGCUGGCCUCGCCAGUCUACCACAGAGCUUCAUAUUUCAUUUAGAAGAGCAUCCUGAUGUAAAGGGAUACUUCCAAUGUGUGUCAUACGGCUCGCUGCCAACUGAGCGGCAUGAAUUCGCGUAUUUUCUCCUUAAUAUGGUACUGAUGUACAUCGCGCCCUUGGUCUCUACACUUUACUGUUCAUCAGCUGCAUUAUUGGAGAUUAUACGACGAGCCAACACUUCCAAUGAUAAAAUGCGACGCAGUGGCGUGGGUAUUCUCGGAAGGGCAAGAGCGCGAACGCUGAAGAUGUCAGUGACCAUCGUUCUAGUUUUCUUUACGUGCUGGUCGCCGUACUAUUGCUAUUGUUUAUGGUACUGGAUAGACAAGGACAUAGUGAAUCAUCUAGAUCCGGCAUUCCAAAAGGCGAUGUGGCUUUUCUCUUGCACGAACUCCUGUGCGAAUCCCAUAGUUUACGGUGUGUUUAACAGGAAUCGAUGGAGUUGGCGUUCUGGGCCCCACGCACGUUGUCGCAACGGAAGCAUACGACGAGGCUCCAGGUUUCCACACGGCGACUCCAUGGAGAUUUCAGCGGCCACGCUCGCCCGCGCGAGGUGCUCGCUACACAGCGAAAGGAAUAGCAGGCGAGACUCAACCCGCAGCUUUGUCACGCAAAACGGAACGCAAAAACAUUUGAACAACAAUAAUACCGUUAAUGGUAUCGUUUAGCACGCGUUGUAGUGAUGAUUGUCCGUCGUACCGGUUUUGAAAUAACGGUUAUUAUAACGACAGUGAGACGGUCGUGUAUCUAAUAAUGUUUCGGAAGGAUAUUAUGUAU